Malassezia restricta is the source of this 3264-nucleotide messenger RNA. RefSeq names its product elongation factor 3. The record is from RefSeq and is a predicted model, not a curated record. The transcript has a single exon. Gene Ontology annotation, molecular function: ATP hydrolysis activity; ATP binding. Lineage: Eukaryota; Fungi; Basidiomycota; Malasseziomycetes; Malasseziales; Malasseziaceae. Bases 1 to 3264 code for a protein of 1087 amino acids.
AUGACGACGAGUGCAGCCGCGCUACAGUCGCUGUGGGACAGUGUGAGCACAGAAGAUGCACACCGUCAUGCAGAGACGUUGACAGAGUACAUAAACACGAAUGGGCUGCGUACGCUGCUUUCUGAGUGCAUCCUGGAUGAGCUGCUGGACAAGCUCAAGGACAAGAAGCAAGCCCAUCUACGUGAACGCGCGGCGAUCGGCCUGGGUGCCGUAGCCUCCAAGGUGGCAGGUAAAAACGCGCCUAUGCCACUGGGUGCAGAGCCAUGGCUCGUCAACGCCAUUCCCCCGCUGCUUGAUGGAUACGGAGAUAAGAAUGAGGCAGCGAAGAAGGCGGCUGAAGGAGCCAUGGGGGCUCUUGUGCCCCUGUUUCCACCAGAAGCCGCUGCUGAACUGCUCGAAAUGCUGUACAGCGUCAUUACCUCUGGAACGGCCAAGUGGCAGGCCAAAGUGGGCGCCCUCAAGAUUAUUAGCCGCCUCGCUGACCUUGCGUACGAGCAGGUCGGUGAUGAGCUCACGCAAAUCACGCCUGUCUUGACGCAGGGCAUGCACGAAACCAAGGCUGAGGUAUCAAAGCAGGCCAUCAAGACGGCUACGAAAGUGUGUGGUGUCAUUGACAACAACGAUAUCCGUCCAUUCAUCCCCGAUCUUGUCGGAUGUAUGGACCGUCCGGAUACUGUGCCCGACUGCAUCAAGAAGCUGUCAUCUAUUACAUUCGUGGCCGAGGUGACAGGACCCGCACUUGCAGUGAUGGUGCCCCUGCUGAGCCGCGCCUUGAACGAGCGCAGUCAGACUGUCCAGCGCCAGUCGGUGAUCAUCGUCGACAAUCUGUGCAAGCUGGUUCGCGACCCGCAUACUGCUGCAAUGUACCUUCCAUCGCUGCUCCCGUCUGUCGAACGUAUUGAGCAAGGCGCUAGCUUCCCCGAGGUGCGUGAACAUGCCAAGAGCGCCGUGCAAACGCUUCGCGCCGCAUUCGCAGAGGCAGACAAGUCUAAAGACGAUCCUCACAGCACCGACCCCGUGGCCGCUCAGGCGGCGGACCGUGAACAUGCACUGCAAUGCCUCGCGAAAGCCGUGCAGCCGCACGUUCCUGCGGGUAUUGUAUUCUCGGCUCUGGGUGACUCGUACACGCGCACAGGCCUUGAAUACGUGGCACGUUUGCUCGUCCGCCUCGCUGACAAGCGCGUGGUGCAAGCGGAGCCCUGGAACGACGUGUAUGUCCUGCCAUACUUGCGCCGUGUGUGUGAGACGCCCGAGGGCGCGCAGCAGGCGACGGACGCGAUCCGCGCCGAGUUUGAGCAGCGUGACCUGGAUCGGUUUGGCAAGCCGGAAGACGACGGCAGUGAGCUGGAUGGAGAGAAGCUGUGUGACACUGUCUUUAGUCUCGCAUACGGUGGUCUGCUGCUGCUGAACCACACCCGCUUGCGCUUGUACCGUGGCCAUAGGUACGGUAUCGUGGCUGCGAAUGGCAGUGGCAAGUCGACACUGCUCAAGGCCAUGCGCGACGGCAAAGUUGAGGGAUAUCCUGAGCAGGACAAGGUCCGCACGGUCAUGGUCGAGCAUUCACUGCAGGGCGAGGAUGGCUCCAAGCCGAUCCUUGACUUUGUGCUGGGCGACCCCAAGCUGAGCCAUAAGAGCAAGGAAGAUGUGGCUGAGGCUCUUCGCUCGGUCGGCUUUGAUGACGAGAAGCAGCAAACGCCUGUGGGUAGUCUGAGUGGUGGUUGGAAGAUGAAGCUGGAGCUCGCUCGAGCCAUGCUGAUUGGUGCUGACAUUCUGCUGCUGGACGAGCCGACGAAUCACUUGGACGUGCAGUCGGUCAAGUGGCUCGAGAACUAUCUUGUAUCCAACACGAAUGUGACCGUGCUGAUUGUGUCCCAUGAUUCCAGCUUCCUUGACAAUGUAUGCACAGAAAUCAUCCACUAUGAACACAAGAAGCUCAAGUACUACCACGGCAACUUGUCUGCGUUUGUCAAGACGCGCCCGGAGGCGAAGAGCUACUACUCGCUCGCGGCCACGACGGUCAAGUUUACGUUCCCACCGCCUGGCUCGUUGAUGGGUGUGCGCUCUAACACUCGUACCAUUCUCAAGGCGUCGCAUGUGUCGGUGCACUAUCCCAGCAUGCCGCGCCCGUCACUUGUGGACGCAUCUGUGUCUGUGAGUCUGUCAAGCCGUGUGGGUGUCAUUGGCCCGAACGGUGCGGGUAAGAGUACCCUGAUCAAGGUGCUGACUGGCGAAAUUGUGCCGAACGAGGGCAAAGUCGAAAAGCACCCGAACCUGCGCGUCGCCAUGAUGGCCCAGCAUGCCUUCCAUCACCUUGAGCAGCACCUGGAGAAGACUGCAUGCCAGUACAUCCGCUGGCGUUACCAAGAUGGCCAUGAUCGUGAAAUCACCGAAAAGGCGACCCGUAAGAUGAGUGCCGAGGAGACCGACCAGAUGAAGGUGCCGAUCGUGUCGCAAACAGGUGAGAAGCGCGUGAUUGAGUAUAUCGUCGGUCGCAGCAAGCUGAAGAAGAGCUACCAGUACGAAAUCAAGUGGGUCGGCUUAGAGCACCGCUACAACACAUGGAUUCCCAGGGAGCGUCUGCUCGAGUUGGGCUUCUCGAAGCUUGUGCAAAAGUUUGAUGACUUUGACGCGUCGCGUGAAGGCGCGGGUAGUCGUGAUCUGAGCCAGAAAGCGAUCCGCUCGGAGCUGGAGGCUGUCGGUCUGAAUGGGGAGAUCGCCGAGAACAAUGCCAUGGGCGGCUACAGUGGUGGACAAAAGGUAAAGGUUGUCCUGGCUGCUGCUUUGUGGAACAAUCCUCAGGUGCUCGUGCUCGAUGAGCCCACGAACUAUCUGGAUCGCGAGGCCCUGGGCGGAUUGGCCGUGGCUAUCCGUGAGUGGGCCGGUGCGGUCAUUAUCAUUUCGCACAACCAAGAAUUCAUCAGCGCGCUGUGCCCUGAGAUUUGGAACGUGGAGAACGGCCGGAUUGUAUCGAAGCAACGCACUGACAUUGCGAGCGAAAACUUUGCCGAUGCAUCACAGACCAGCACGCCUGCGGGCACGGAGCCCAACAGCGCUGCUCCCAGUGCGCCUGGCAGUGCCGCUCCCAGCGCACCUCAGAGCGGAGAUGAGAAUGACGAGGAAGACAUGUCGAAGCUCAAGGCGAAGAAGGGCAAGAAAAAGCUCACUCGUAACGAGAAAAAGGCGCAAGAAGAGCGCCGCCGCUUGCGCCUGAGCCGCUGGCUCAUGUACGGCGGCGAGCGUGAGCCAGACACGGACGAUGAGUAG